AUGGGAAGCGAACGGCUGAAGGAUUCUUUCGAGCUGCAGAAAGAAUCGUUAAAAGUGGUGACGCAUUUGAAGAAAUCAUCAUCUUCCUCCGAUACCGGUGGGGGCAGUAACGCGGGCAGCAACGCCGCUACCGGUGCAAGCGGUGGAUCGGCGUCCGUCGGUGGGCCCGGAUCCGGCGCAAAAGGACGGACAAUCGAACGGGACAUCCGCCGGCUCGUCGUCAUCGUCCGCGGUUGCUUCCGGUGCUGGCGCGAUCGGUCGUCCGAUCAUGGAGCGGGUGCCGCUGCUGGUUCCGCCAGCGGUGGCAAUACAACCGGUGGUAACGGUACGGGUGCCGAGCGUUCCAGUGCUACCGUUGGAUCAUCCGGCGGCUUAUCAACCACAACACCCUCUUCCUCGUCCUCCUCCUCCGGCGUUCCGAAGCGUCCCUUUGCUGAGCUAAACGAUGGGGCAGACGAAAGCUCUGGCGGAACUACGAACGAGGACGAAACGAAGCGUAAGAAACGUAAGGAAAUCGAUCCGCUCGGCGGGCUGGGCGGUGUUGGUAGUGGUGCCGGCAAGGAUACCUCUUCCACGUCUUCCGCUUCUGGUGCUACGUCCGGCAGUGGAGGUGGAUCCGCUUCGUCCACUUCGUCGGGUAAAGCGAGCGGCGGCAGUAGUACGGGUGGAAAUCGGGGCUCAAACACCCCGCCAGGAGAAGGGCACAAAUCGACCGGCGUACCAUCGGCCAAAACGCUCGGACUGUCCGGCAAGAGUGCGUUGGAUCGGAAAAGUCCUUGCGCUAGCCCGAAACCUUCGCAGGGUGGUGGUGUGGCUGGGUCGGGUGGCAGCAGUGCGAGCGGUGCAAAUGCAUCCUCAUCGUCCACCGGAGCUGGCGCUGGUAGCAGUGGUAGUAGUGGUGUGUCGUACGAGCAGCAGCAACGAUAG
Molecule: messenger RNA, 927 nt
Organism: Anopheles stephensi (Asian malaria mosquito)
Lineage: Eukaryota; Metazoa; Arthropoda; Insecta; Diptera; Culicidae
Product: secreted protein C-like
Exons: 4
Coding region: 1-927 (308 amino acids)
Source: RefSeq, a predicted model, not a curated record